Microthlaspi erraticum is the source of this 426-nucleotide messenger RNA. The record is from the annotation of a GenBank genome assembly. NCBI's taxonomy places the organism in Eukaryota, Viridiplantae, Streptophyta, Magnoliopsida, Brassicales, Brassicaceae.
AUGCUCCACCAAGGCCAAGGAAGCCACACACAUUUCAACGAUGAAGAAGAGGAGGAAGAGGAGCCACAAGCUCGAUCGAGUGAGCCGCAAGAGGCAACCCCAGUUGCAUGGAGCGCUCCUGAUGGCCGUCUCCCAUCUCCAGACCACGACCUAGUCUCCCAGUCUUUUGGAGCAUUCUGGAGCAUAUGGGACAAAGGAGCAUGGAGGGACUUGGCACAUGGAAGCAGCUCAACUGGAUACGCAAAGGAAGAAGGGAGAAGCCAUCUUGAAGACCAGCUCGACCGUCCACUCGACCAACCGGUCGAGUUCCUCAACUCGACCGGCCAAGCUUCAACUCGAUCGAGCUGGAAGUCAAAGUCAAACCCGAAAAAUGUUGCUUCCCCCUUGACUUCCUUUGACCCUAAACCUAAUCCUCUUUGUAUUUAA